CUUCCUUUCCAAAACAACUGGUGCUGAACAUAAGCACGGUUGUUUCCAUUUUACCCUUUUAAAACGCUUUUCUCGGUGUGUUUGCUCUUCACGAGUCGUAUUUCACUUGCGAAAUAAAAGUAGUAUCAAACUGAACAAUGCCGAAGAAAAAGUUUAUCGACAAAAAGAAUGCCGUCACGUUCCGGUUGGUGAACCGUAGCCAGCAGGAUCCGCUGUAUGUCGACGAAACGGCACCACAAAAUGUGUUGAUGCCCGUUCGCAUACCCGAAAAAUAUGCUAACUUGGCCGGAGGAAUCAAGAGACAGUCAACCUCCGGAGUAAAGGUUGAUCCUACGAAGCGCAAAACAGAACAGGCAAAGUUUGGUAUCUACUACGACGAUGACUACGACUACCUGCAACAUCUGCGUGAGCCGGGCCGUAAUGAGGUGUUCUGGGAACCGAUCGAUACGAAAGCAACGAAAGAGCAGCCCGGAGCGAAAAAUGUCAGCAUUAAGCUACCCAGUUCGGUGUUUGCGUCGGAGUACGAAGAGAAAGAGGGAAUUAUGAAAAAGGCUGCCAAUGCUCGCCCGGGUCCGCGGCCCGACUGGGAUCCGGAUGUUGUUGCUGCAUUGGAUGAAGAUUUCGAUUUCGAGAACCCGGAUAAUGCACUGGAGGACAACUUCAUGGAGCUGGCAAUGCAAGAAGGCGGCACCGACGGCUAUCUCGAAGCAGUCGAUGAAGAUGAGGAUGAGUACGAUUCUGAGGGCCCAAUGGAUGGCGAUUAUUCCGACGAAGAACAGGACCGCAUUGGCCCGCUGGGUGAAACGUUCGGAAGAGAGGAAACAAAAUCGCGCUUCACCGAGUACUCCAUGUCUAGCAGUGUGAUUCGUCGUAAUGAGCAGCUAACACUGCUCGAUGAUCGGUUCGAAAAGUUCUACGAACAGUACGACGACCCGGAAGUAGGCGCACUGGACUGUGAGGAAAUCGAGGGACACGUAGAGGUGAGCGAUAAUGUGCUACUACAGUACGCGGAAGCGUACCAACGAGAAAACGAUGGCCAGUUUGACUUGGCGAAGGAAAAGGAAUGGAUUAAGGACCGCGUCCUAAAGUUCCAAGAGGAAGAUGACGACGAAGAGGAGCUGGUAGAGAUGCGAGUCGAAGACGACGCGGAGAAAAAAUGGGAUUGUGAAAGUAUUCUCUCCACGUACAGCAACAUUUACAACCACCCCAAGCUGAUCGAUGAACCGAAACGUUCCCGCAAAAUUGAAAUCAAUCCAAAAACGGGUCUACCAGCGCACGUUCUCGGUUCGGAUGGUGAUAAGCUAACGAUCAAAUCUCUGGCCAAGCUCGAACAGAGCGGAAGUAAACAGGACGGCCCAAAAUCGUUGUGCGAUCAAAGUGUCAUCUCUACGCUCAGUGUGCUAUCGAUCCGACCGCCAGACGAAUCACCCGAAGAAAAGCGCGAACGCAAGAAGCUACUAAAGGAGUAUCGGUCCGAGCGUCGGAUAGAACGCAAGGCGAACACGUUGGCUUUCAAGCAGGAAAAGAAACUCCAGGAGAAAAAUAAGAUCAACAAUCAAGUGAAUGCCGGCCAACGGAUUGUGUAAAAAAAGACUUGUAAAAUUGCCCUUGGCUUACCUCCUGUGAAAUAAAAGUGUUGC
This is a messenger RNA of Anopheles cruzii, 1640 nucleotides long. RefSeq names its product protein LTV1 homolog (gene LTV1). The transcript has 5 exons. NCBI's taxonomy places the organism in Eukaryota, Metazoa, Arthropoda, Insecta, Diptera, Culicidae. The record is from RefSeq and is a predicted model, not a curated record. Gene Ontology annotation, cellular component: nucleus; preribosome, small subunit precursor; cytosol. Gene Ontology annotation, biological process: ribosomal small subunit biogenesis; ribosomal small subunit export from nucleus. The coding region runs from base 138 to 1586 and encodes 482 amino acids.